Molecule: messenger RNA, 600 nt
Organism: Cooperia oncophora
Lineage: Eukaryota; Metazoa; Nematoda; Chromadorea; Rhabditida; Trichostrongylidae
Source: the annotation of a GenBank genome assembly
AUGUGGGUGUUCUUCUUACUACUGCCGGUGCUCGGUAUCGUGUCGGCGGUGAGUCAAGAGGUGAUCUAUGUGGGACAGGUCUAUCAAAAGCCGCUAUCGCAAAAGGACCGAGUUUUUAGCGGGGAUGGUGGGAAACUGCCGUCAUGGCUAUUGCUGAGAGAUGGGAUAUUGGAAGGAAUACCAGGUGAACGAGAUGUUGGAAAACACACGAUAAAGAUUUUCUCUCGAUCAAAAGAAGAGAAAGUGUUGGAACUGGUGGUGAAAGAGGAUCAUCGGAAUCCAUGCGGAAGCGACGACACUUACUGGGUCGAGGCUCUGUUCGAGAAUGACGGACCUGUGGCAUGCGGAGACAAUUUGGACUCGGCCACUGAUGAGAUGGAUGUGAUCUUAACCGCUGUUGAAAACAUCGAACACGAGAUUUAUGUGGUGUUGACUCAUGGGCGCGUAGUUCCACCUCCCAAUGACGUCACUGUGGAAAGUUCCACUUCAGGAAAGGUUACUACAACUACUCGCGAAUCGACAACCUCGCGUACCACCCGGAGAGUCGACAAUCCUCCCGUGAAAUUGAACUCGCUGUCUGGGUUCACUUGCACACGGUAG